Carassius carassius (crucian carp) is the source of this 1909-nucleotide messenger RNA. Its product is annotated as P2R1A-PPP2R2A-interacting phosphatase regulator 1-like. NCBI's taxonomy places the organism in Eukaryota, Metazoa, Chordata, Actinopteri, Cypriniformes, Cyprinidae. Gene Ontology annotation, molecular function: protein serine/threonine phosphatase inhibitor activity. The transcript is spliced from 10 exons. The coding region runs from base 804 to 1625 and encodes 273 amino acids. The record is from RefSeq and is a predicted model, not a curated record.
CUGAUUGGUUCACGAUGCUGUCAGUCAGUUCGGUAGGCACAGAAGGGGCGGGACUCUUAGCUGAGCUGUGGGUACGCUGCAGUGUCCAGAAAAUAGAUAAACAGAAUAUUCUUACCUAUGAUUGACGCAACUAUGUUACAAACUCAUUCAACUAGAUACUGAAACGCCAAACUUGCAAACAGACGAUGUCGAAGACGAGCCGCGCGUUUGACUAGUGACUAGGUGCCCAACAACUCAUUACGAAAAGCAAGCUAGUUAACAUGAUGAUGGCCAGCUGAACAUCGUUGUGCCUUCAGCUCUUGUUAUUAUUGCUCUCACGGUUUAAUGCUCUAUUUUCAUGCUCUGAAUUGGGGGAUUUCAUGCAUCCUUUCCACAUGCACUCCUAGAAUUGUAGUUAUCUGGCCGGAGCUGCUCAGUUUUAGGUGCUGUGCGCCUAAGCUAAGCUAACAGCACAGGAUUGGUGUACAUGGGCCAAACCCCUUUCACAUAUUAGCUCACAGCUAACCAGUCGCUGGAACUACACGAUUGGAACAGAAAGUUUUAUAGAAAGAUACGCGGUGCAGAUCGAGCAAGCAGAAUGUUGGUUUGCAGAAACCCACGGAUCAUUUCUUUAGGCUGUGAUCGAGACAUACAUUGACCCUUAACAACAACAACAGAAGCCCCGGUCUCUCUAUACAGGCUGCAACAUGAGCACAUUGUGAACCGUGACAUUGAUCUGUUUUGUGUCUUUCAACGAUGUAGCUUUGCUACCUGCGUGGUUUUUAUGCGGCAUACUUCUAAGGACAGUAAACAAUCAAGAAAUAAUGUCACAAGAGAAGAUGGAGCUGGAUCUGGACAUCCCGUCGUCACUCGAUGGACACUUGAGACGAUCUAACAGCGAACCCAUGAUAAACGGCCUGAGUGAUGCUUCACAGGUGUUCCAGAGAGAGGUUCUCCGCAGCAGAAGAAACAGUACUACUGUUGUUCGACCCAGUGUGGUUCCAUCUUCGCCCGUACGUGUUCCUAGCACAAGACUGCAGAGGAUCAAACAGGAAGAGGGUGUUGAUGUGAUGAACCGUGAAACUGCUCAUGAACGAGAGGUGCAGGCAGCCAUGCAGAUGAGCCAGUCUUGGGAGGAGAGUCUUAGUCUGAGUGAUAAUGAUCUUGAGAAAUCUUCAUCGUCAUCAUCUCCAAAGCGGAUUGAUUUUGUGCCUGUGUCUCCUGCUCCUUCGCCCACCAGAGGGAUCGGAAAGAAGCAGUGUUUCUCUCCAUCUCUUCAAAUCCUGGUGACCAGUAACGGUCUGACGCCCAGCCCUGUUCCCAGCCCGACACGCCGCUUCAGCAGGAGGAGUCAGAGCCCGAUCAACUGCAUCAGGCCUGGUAUUCUGGGCCCUCUCAAACGCAAAUGUGAAAUGGAGACUGAAAGCCAGCCCAAGAGACUCUUUCAGGGAACCACCAACAUGCUGUCCACAGAGGUGUCUCACUUACCCGAACUUAACUCCUGCAGUCUGUCUCCUCCAGAUCUUCUGGAUGGGAGUCUCAGCAGCGUGGGCUCCUCCUCAGACUCUCCCGCCAAGAUGGAAGGAGUGUCUCCUUCCUCCAGUAACUCUUCCCUCACGCCCCUUCAGGACCUCUCCCCUAAGUGAUCCGCUGAGCAUCACGGACAUCAGAGGAAGACUGGGCCGCUUCUCAGGCCCUUUCCCACUCAUUUGACUUUUAUCCCAACAUGGCUUUUGUUUUUUUCCCUGAAUUGUCCCGUUAUGUUACAUUCAAAGCGAGGUGAGAGUAUUCCGUGUGGGACAGACCCUAAGGGCAUGGAGAGACUGUGGAUGUUUUUUUGCAUCAGCUGCUAUAAAUAGAUGUAAAACAUGGUGUAUGUAUCUGUAUCAAAGUGAACAAUGUCAUGGAAGAGGCUCUUGGAUUUAGUUUU